AUGCUGAUACCGGCCCACGUCCCGCUGCUGCUGCUGCUGCUGCUGCUGCUCGGGGCCCCCCAGACAGGCCUCGCCGGGAAGUUCCACAAAGCCGGGUCUGUCUUCAGCUGCAUCAACACAGCCCUGUCUGAGGCCAGGAAGAGCCCGCUGGAGGAUGCACCCCUGCUGAGUAGAAGAAGCUUCCCCCACCUGCCCAGCCAAGACCCACCCCCAGGAGAGGACGAGGAGAAGGAGGAGCAAGACAAGGAGAAAAGGACCUUCCCUGACUCCCGCGGAGGCGGCGCAGCUGGGAGCGCCCGGUACAAGUACCUGUCCCCAGCGCAGCUCAAGGGGAGGCUGUACCAGGACAAGGCCCAGAGUGACCGGCACACCAAGUUCACGCUGUCCCUCGAUGUCCCCACUAACAUCAUGAACAUCCUCUUCAACAUCGCCAAGGCCAAGAACUUGCAAGCCAAGGCGGCCGCCAACGCCCACGUGAUGGCUCAGAUCGGGCGGAAGAAGUAG
Molecule: messenger RNA, 504 nt
Organism: Camelus dromedarius (Arabian camel)
Lineage: Eukaryota; Metazoa; Chordata; Mammalia; Artiodactyla; Camelidae
Gene: UCN3
Product: urocortin 3
Exons: 1
Coding region: 1-504 (167 amino acids)
Biological process (GO): digestion; adenylate cyclase-activating G protein-coupled receptor signaling pathway; hormone-mediated signaling pathway
Cellular component (GO): extracellular region
Molecular function (GO): corticotropin-releasing hormone receptor 2 binding; hormone activity
Source: RefSeq, a predicted model, not a curated record